Closterium sp. Yama58-4 is the source of this 4776-nucleotide messenger RNA. The record is from the annotation of a GenBank genome assembly. NCBI's taxonomy places the organism in Eukaryota, Viridiplantae, Streptophyta, Zygnematophyceae, Desmidiales, Closteriaceae.
AUGAGCUCUCGCGGAAUAACCGCUGGAGGUCGUCCUCAGACACAUUUCCUCCAGCGACAGUUGUCCAGCAGAACUUCCUCCUCGUCCUUACGCUCAGUGACAGUCGCAGUCCCAGCGGCCGCGGGUGCUUCCCGGAGGACCAGGCAAGCAGGUCCGAUUCUUUGCCGCUCCCAGCCCUUCACAUCCGCGUCGUCUCGCUCGGAGGCGACGGGAAGUGAACGAGCGGGUCAUGCCAACGGACGGCUGGAGAAUCUGCAGCAAUCUUUGACGACUGGCCAGCGAGCUGCAUCCAAGGCGACAGCAGCACUGCUAGCAACCCUCAUCACUCUCACGCCCACAGCCGCCGCCUGCUUCGCACCAUGGUCAGCCGAAGCAGCUUCCACGAAGUUCCCGUGCGAGGACGUGGAGCAGUACUAUGCUGGGACGCAGGGGCUGAAGGGGGAGGCGCUAAAGGCGAAGCUGCACGACAUUAUAAAGGGUCACAAAGUGUACACCUAUACCGAGGCGUGGGAUGCUCUGAAGAUUCUUGAUGCAGCGGACCAAUCAGAUCCUGCUAAAUCCCGUGACGUUGUGGAGAUCUACACGCGUAGAGCAGUGCCCAAGGACACACAGGCCACGCCUGAAGGCUGGAACAGGGAGCAUCUGUGGCCGCGCUCCUAUGGCCUCACUCAGGGCCGCCCUGAGUUCUCCGACCUUCACAUUCUGAGACCUGCUGAUGUCAAUGUCAACUCCGCCCGAGGCAACAAGUGGUACGGCGAAUGCACGUCCACUGAUGGAACCUGUAUGGUGCCGGCCAACAGGGAGGCAGCAGCUGAUACCGCCACCAACAAGGACGUCUGGACUCCCCCCACUGAGGUGCGGGGCGACAUAGCACGUGCGCUGCUCUACAUGGCUGUGAGAUACGACGGCUCUGUGCCAGGCGAGCUGGACCUCGAGCUCUCGGACAACCCCAAACUCGCUGAAGGCCAGAUGGGGCUGCUCACUCCUCUCCUUAAAUGGCACGCCCUCGACCCGCCCUCAUCACAGGAGGCCACGCGCAACGCCCGUGUGUGCUCGCUCUACCAGCACAACCGCAACCCCUUCGUCGACCACCCUGAGUUCGUCUCCCUCAUUUGGACCGCCGGGCCAGCCUCGGCACCGGCUGUAGGCUCGGGGGCAGGCUCGGGGAGCGGGUUCAGCUUGCCAGGAGCGGCGCCGCCUGUGGGAGCGCCUGUGGGGGGAGCCUCGGGAGCGGCAGCAGGGGGAGCAAGCGGGGUUGCUGCAACCCGUGUGCCUGGUUUGCAGGCGAAGGCAUGGUUUAAUGAGAUUCACUACAGCAAUGAAGGGCCGGAUAAGAACGAGUUCAUUGAGGUAGUUGUGAGUCCAGGCGUGGAUCCCUCCACCCUCACCAUAUACCUUUACAAUGGAGCCAAUGGGAAGACCUACGGCAAGCUUCCUCUCUCCAAGUUCAACCUCCCCCCCACCAACGUGAACGGCUUCGUGGUGUAUGGCAACACGUACGCUCAAGGGGGCCUGCAGAACGGCCCAGAUGAUGGCAUGGCACUUGUUUCCCAGCUGGCAAAUGGCCCCACCACUGUGAUCCAAUUCCUGUCAUAUGACGGUGAGCUGGUGGCUGUGGAUGGGCCGGCAAAGGGCUUUAGGUCGACGGAUAUUGGAGUGAAGGAGACGGAUAACUCGCCUGCUGAGGGCGCGCUUGGGCUGAUUGGGGUGGGGAAGAAGUACGAGGACUUCAAGUGGUCCAAGUUCAACAAGAAUGCGUCACCUGGCCGUGUCAAUUUUCAAUCAAACGACGUAAGCAUAACCCUAGCUGUUAUCGCGUAUCAUGGAUCCAGCAACCUGCAGCAAAGGCAGCAGCGGCGUCAGCAUCGGCACGAGGAGCAGGCGUGGGAGGAGGAUAGUCAUGUAGGGGAGCAGGAGCGGCGAAGACCGUCCAAGGAACGGGAAGCGAAGCCGACGAGAAAAAAGAAAGAGAGCGGCGGUAGUAGCAGCAGCAGUGGUAAGAAGGCGGAGUCAAACGGCCCGACAAUACCGGAGGAGUUUAUGUGUCCGCUUUCGUUAACCGUCAUGACUGACCCCGUUAUAAUCGCAUCAGGCCAGACGUACGAGCGUGCUUCUAUCGAACGGUGGUUCGCGGAGGGUAAGCGAACCUGCCCCAAGUCGGGCGUGCGGAUUGACCAUACAAACUUUUGCCCGAACUUUGCCCUAAAAAGCAUGAUCUCUGAUUGGAUGGCGCAAGGUUCGGGCAGCCACUCUUUAGCUGCCCGACCCAGCACUGCCCCAGCGAAAAAAACCGUGUCUCAAUCAGAGGGCGGUCCAAUCGACCACGAUCCGGAGCGUUUGUCGGAUGGGGCAGUGCGGAAGAAAAAAGUGGUUAAGAAAAAGAGCGCGGACGGCGGGGAGGAGAGCAAGGGGGAGAGAGGGCGGAAGGCGUCAGGCUCGGGAAGUGGUUCGGACGCCGGUGGUAAGGCUCGGGCGAGGUCCGUCAGCCCGCUGCCAUCGAAUCUGUCGAAGAAAGUGGCGGCGAUGGGCGGGGAUGGGCAGGCAGGCGACGGACCGACGGAUAUUAAAGCCGUAUGGGAUUCUAUAGCUUCGCAGGGGACCAAGCCUAAGAAGGCAGGCGGAGGUUUGCAGCGGCAUUUAUCGUACUUUCCGCGCGGUGAAGAUGGGUUCGGAUCUCCCGCCGACGACGACGAUGAGGUAGGGGGGAAACUUUCCGCCGGAGUGUCCGCGCUUAAGUUAGGCCGCGCCGGCGGCGGAGGCGGCGGGGGUGGCGGUCCGGGGAAGGUGUCGGAUCUCUUAAAGGGUAGGAGUAUGAAAAUGACAAGGAAGCAGCGGGAUAAGCUACUAUCGGAGAUAGGAGCGGAUGGGGUUAGAGGCGGCGCGGGGCUAAGGAUGCCCGCCGAUGCGCCGUCGUCGGGCGACGCGGACGACGCGGCGCCGCCGUCGCUGCGCAGCGGCACUAAGAUGCGGUCCCAGACGGAUACGGGCAGAAAGGUGAAAAAAUCCGAGCGGGACGCGGAUAGGGUGGCGGGCGGGGGAGGGGGGAGGGGGGAGGAGGAGUACGGCGGGCACGGGGAACACCUUGCGCAAGCGGGGAGAACUUUGGCGGGGGGAGGCGGAGGCGGAGGAGGCGCGCUGCCUCAGCGCCCGGGGUCGGUGGGGCAUGGGCGGGUGCCUAGCAUUAGCAGCAACAGCAGCGGGAGCAGCAGCGCGGGCGGGCGACGGCACUUCGGGAUGGACUCUACUGAUGGGAGCAGCAUGGGCGGCGCGAGCAGCACCAGCGGCGGCAGGCGGCAGUUCGCCGCGAAUCCCGGAGACGAGCGGCCUAGGACCUCGGGCGCCGCGUUUGGCGGGGAGUACGGGCAGGCGGGCGGGGGCGGGGGGGAGCCGUGGCGGGGCGCGGGGUCGGGAAUGGCGCCCAGCGGAAGCACCGCGGGCAGGCCUAAGGGGCUUCGGAAAGGCGUGCUGAAAAACGCUGCUGGCGCUGCUGCUGCUGCUGGCGGCGGCGGCGGCGGCGGAUAUGGCGGGGGGCAGGGGCAGGGAUUGGAGCGGCUGACGUCAUCCAUCCCGCAGUGGCAGGCGGAUAUCGAGGCCAUGUCGGCCGGCAGAACGUUCCGAAAGUCGCCGACCAACCCGUCGCCCCACUUGCACGACGUGGACGUGGAAAGCACAUCAUCGGCCGGCAGGGCUUUCAGAAAAUCCACCACCAACCCCACUAUGCAAGAUGUAGACAUGGGGUAUGGUCACGCUACCCCCCCCAUGACCCCUCCCCCUCAGUUCCCCCCCCAGCCGCCCCAGGGGCCUUCUGCUACAGGAGGUGGCGGGGGCGGCGCUCCCGGCAUGCCGCGGCUGCAGAGAAACAGCAGCGCGCGCAGCACGUGCAGCAUGAUGAGCAUGCCGGGCGGCAGCAAUGAUGACCCGGGCGGCGCGCCGGUUCGGCGGGACAUGGGCCCGAUGGUUGAGGCGCUAAAUUUCGGGUCAGGUGUGGACCGGCGGGCAGCCGUGCGAGACAUUCGGACAGCGAUCAAGGGCUGCCCGGAAAACAAAGCGCAGCUGGUGCAGCUAGGGGGGAUAGAACCUCUAGUGGAAGUGAUCGAAUCAGACGACUUAGAAGCAGCAGAGCACGCAGUCGCUGCUCUCAUGAACCUAUCCCUCCACUGGAAUGCAUCAGGGGAGAUAGUCCGAGCGGGCGGUAUACCAGCGCUAGUCGGCAUGCUCAAUCACGGAACAGCGGCCUCGCAAGGCAACGCUGCCGCCACCCUGUUUGCCCUCUCCAAGGAAGACGACCAUAAGCUGAUGGUGCGAGCGUCAGGGGCCAUCCCUGCGCUCAUCUCGCUCCUCAAAACCGGCACGGUGCGAGCAAAGAAAGACGCCGCUCUGGCUCUCUUCACGCUCUCCACGCAGGUGCGCUGCGCUCGGGAUAUUCUCAAGGCCGGGGCUGUGGAGGUCCUCCUAGGCAUGUGUGGUUCGGGCGACUCCGCCGACCCUCCCCCGCCAGGCUUGGAAGAAAAAGCCACGGCAGUGCUCUCGAACCUCGCCCGGUUCCCCGAAGGGUGCCAAUCAGUGGUGGAGUGCGAUGGGCUCACCAUGUUCGUUGAUCUACUCGACGAGGGGUCGUCGGCGCGGGUGAAGGAGGAUGCGGCGUCGGUGCUGCUGCAGCUGGCGGCCAUGGGGUUUGUCACGUAUGGGGAUUUGCUUGCGGAGGGAGUGCUGCCGUCGCUGGUGCGCGUGUCGCAGACGACUUUAGGGGGCGUGCGGAGCAACACCAUCCAGUAA